GGAGCGCGCCUCUACCUUCCUUACCAGCCCAGCCUUCCCCAUCCCUGCAGAGUGCCGUGUGCUGCUCGCCUUUCAUCGCCCGGUCGCAGAGAGUCGCUGCCGCUGCGGGGUGGGCGUCGGGCUUUCGGGUCGUCAUGGCUGGCUACGAAUACGUGAGCCCGGAGCAGCUGGCCGGCUUUGACAAGUACAAGUACAGUGCUUUGGAUACCAACCCACUCUCUCUGUAUGUCAUGCAUCCAUUUUGGAACACUAUAGUGAAGGUAUUUCCUACUUGGCUGGCUCCCAAUCUUAUAACCUUUUCUGGAUUUCUGCUGGUUGUAUUCAACUUUCUACUUCUGACAUACUUCGAUCCUGACUUUUAUGCUUCUGCACCAGGUCACAAGCACGUGCCUGAUUGGGUGUGGAUUGUCGUGGGCAUCCUCAACUUUGCCGCCUACACUCUAGAUGGAGUAGAUGGAAAACAAGCACGCAGAACCAAUUCCAGCACCCCUUUAGGGGAGCUGUUUGACCAUGGCCUGGACAGCUGGUCAUGUCUUUACUUUGUCGUGACUGUGUACUCCAUCUUUGGACGAGGACCGACUGGCGUCAGUGUUUUUGUUCUUUAUCUCCUGCUAUGGGUAGUUUUGUUUUCUUUCAUCCUGUCUCACUGGGAAAAGUAUAACACAGGCAUUCUUUUCCUGCCCUGGGGCUAUGACAUUAGCCAAGUGACUAUUUCUUUUGUCUACAUAGUGACUGCAGUGGUGGGAGUUGAGGCCUGGUAUGAACCUUUCCUGUUUAAUUUCUUAUAUAGAGACCUAUUCACUGCAAUGAUUAUUGGCUGUGCGUUAUGUGUGACUCUUCCAAUGAGUUUAUUAAACUUUUUUAGAAGUUAUAAAAGCAACACCUUGAAACACAAUUCCAUUUAUGAAGCUAUGGUCCCCUUCUUCUCUCCGUGUUUGCUCUUCACUCUGUCUACAGUGUGGAUCCUCCGAUCUCCUUCAGAUAUUUUAGAACUACACCCUAGAAUAUUCUACUUCAUGGUUGGAACAGCUUUUGCCAAUAUCACAUGUCAGCUAAUUGUUUGCCAAAUGAGCAGCACGCGGUGCCCGACUUUGAACUGGUUGCUGCUUCCUCUCUUCUUGGUUGUGGCCGCGGUGACCGUGGGCGCAGCAGCCUCCCACCUCGAGAGUCUUCUCCUCUAUGCUCUCACAGCAGCCUUCACUCUGGCUCACAUCCAUUACGGAGUACAAGUGGUGAAGCAGCUGAGCAACCAUUUUCAGAUUUACCCGUUUUCAUUGAGGAAACCAAACUCAGAUUGACUAGGAAUGGAAGAGAAGAAUGUCGGCCUGUAAUCUUCAGGAAGUACUGUAAAUAGAUGCAUGUAAAUAUCUCAUCCAUCACCAUUGAACUAAACUGGUCUGCUUGACAACUGUGGGAUCAGUCGCAGUGUACGCGCGUGGACGGCGAGAGUGAACGUGAUCUGAGCUUGUGGAACUUUGGACUUUCUAACUCCCAACUUUAUUUUUUUAUGAAACCAUGAGACAUUUGGUUAAACAGUGUACAUUAAACCAGCUAAAUGUUCCUAGCUUCAUGAGUUCAUACUGUUUUGACUCAUAGAGUUAAAGAUGCUUUACUCCUGUGUUUAAAGUCCCCAGAUUGAUUCAGGAACGCUAAUGGCGUUCAGAUAGCCACAGCAUGUCUUAAGAUUUGGUACUUUUAUAAAAGGCCUUCAGCUGUGGAAAUGGUUGACAGCCCAAAUCUAAUGUAGAGAAGCGUCAAAAAAGUCUCUCUGACCAGAGAUACCAGUGACUGCCGAACCGUGUGCAGUUUGCCAAAUCCUGGUUGCUCUCCCGUGAACUGCCAGAGGUUGUCUGGUAUCCUGGCUCUUACUGUGUGGCUAAAUGCCCAUAAAUGGGUUAAUUUUCUGUUAGAGAGAAGUGUUCUGUUGCUACUUAGUGUUGAAUGGUUGUAAUUACAGCUCACUGUUGUGGCGCAGUUCAUGGGUUAGUCGUGGUGUUUCUCCUGUCAGGAGUGGGUGCCUGUGAGCUGUGAUUUUGCUCCUGUCAGGAGUGGGUGCCUAUGAGCUGUGAUUCUGGAGGCUGUCAGUCCCAUUCUUGGGGUACUCAUGAGGGUGGGGUGAAGUGCCUUGUGAGAGGAAGUUUAAGCUGGAGUUAGGAACCUCAGAGCUUCAUGAUGAUCACGGUUAACGUCCUGGCGCUGCCUGUCUGUCUUCGCUUGCUCGAUUUCUCUCUCCUCCUCGGGGUCAGGUGCCGUGGUUUUUAAUCUCACCAGGGAUGAGGCAGAGAGAUAGUCUCUCUCCCCUGACUCUCCCACCUCCCCAUUUAAAGAAAACCUUUGAUGUGUUUGCCUUGCUGAGCAUAUUUCCCGCCUUAGUUGACUCAGUAAGUUUUGAGGUUUACUGACAACACAAAACUCCCUUUCUUUCACCGUAUUGUGGCCAUCUCAUAAUGUCACCUUCUUAUGAAUGUGGACGCUUUCUUUCUUUGGACUUUGCCUUUAGUUUGGUGGUGGUGAAAUUUACUUGCUGAUUUUAUUUUCCACUGAAUAAGAUUUGUGCUUAAAUGAAGAGUGUGUCUUAAACCCCUUUUUUUAUUUUUGGGCAGGUUGCACUUGGAUAAGAUAGGCACCACUAUGUUGAUAUGUAAUUAAAUUCGUAACUGUUAUUUACCUAUGAAUAUGACCAUCCUUAAGUAUUGUAGCUCAUUCCUUUGUUGGAUUUGUGUCUGCUGCUUUGUAAAAAGUAACUAAGUGAUACUCCACCUGAAUGUUUUUAAAUUCUAAUCAUUGUCAUCCAGGCUGUUGAAAAUGAGUCUAGGAGCUAACCAUGGUCCUGUGCUCAGUUUUAAUUGUUUGUAAGGCUUUGUGUGUUUGGGGACUUUUUUUCUGAGACUAAAACUGAAAGAAAAAAAAUCAAUGAGAAAUUGUUGUAGAAAGUAGAUAGUAAUUCCUGUGUUCAUUAAUAAAUCGCCAUCAUGGAGGUCAGUAAACAAGCCAUUUACAUGAAGAUAACUGUCUGGUGUACUCGAGCUCUGUAGAAGUGAAUUCGGUAACCAGAAUUGGGAAAGAGCUUGGUUAUAAGGUUUUUGGCUAAUCAUUUUACUGUUUUCUUGACCUUGUACUCAAGAACAUUUAUUUGUAUAAAGGAAAAUACCGAAAAUAUUUAUAAGAUGAUGAAUUUGGACCACAAGCUUUCUUCACUUUGUACAGUAUACUGAAGCAUCAUGUCCUGUAAUUUGGGGUCUUUUUUUCCCAAAUGUAUUUGUCCUCUUUUUGUUCCAUCAAGUGAAUUUGAAAAAUGUUUUGUGCCUUUUGUUUUGUGUUUAACAUGUAAAGAAUUCUACUGUAGAUAGUUUUGCUGACGCUGCUGAGUGGAAGAGGAGGCUGCUAACGGAGAAGGGAACCUGAGCAGCCAGUGUUUCAGAACCCUGUGGACUCACGAGUCCCUCCCUCCUAGCCGGCUCGUGUCCUGUGUCUUGAUGGUGCAUCUUAAAGACCCAUUCAUUGUAGCGGUACAGCAGCGGGCGUGGGACCUGGUUCUCAGGAGCUCUGUGCGUCUCUGUCACACCUCUUCCUCUACACCUCCCCAGUGUAAAUAGGGUGACACAGAGCUGCCUCUUGGGGAGCGGCAUGGCGAUCAGGGGCUUGCAUUCAUCCUGUCUGUACUUGUGGAAUAGAGUGAGUGCCUUCGCCAGGUUAGGGGUUUGCAUUGUUAUUCUGCUGAACUCCUGUUACCUUUAGAAGGUUAUGUUAUGAAAAAUCCUUGUCAGGCUUGUCAGAAAAUAAUCUCCCUGUGUCUGAGAGGAUGUGGGUCAGGAAAACAUAACAAUACUUAGAUAGAUGCUGCCACCUCUGUUCUGUAAAUGAUACUGAUGAUCUCAUUUCAGCACAGUGUUUGAAAUUGCCACAAUCACCGUCUAGAAAAAUAGUAAUAGUUCAUAGGUUUUAGAGCACUAGAGAAACUUUGAAGUAAAAAUAUAACCAUUCUUCCUUGGCAUUUCAAUGUUAUGGUUGACAUACUUUUAAUUCCAAUUUUGAAAAGAUGUUGAACAUGGUUUAAAAUAUUACAGUACCACUGCUAAUCCUGCCAUUUGUUCUCUCCCAAGGCACUGGGAAGAGGGGUGUAUGUCUGGGUUAGCACAGGCUAAGUACUUGCCAAGAGUGUUGCUCAUGACUUGGAGUGGAUGUUAAGGGAAAAUGUUGUAGUCAGAAGGUGUGUGGAUGGCACCUUGCUUCCCCAAGCAGACUUCAGCUCCAUGACCUAUGAAGAAUAAAAAGAUAUUUUUUAAAUUUAUUAUUUUGGUUUUUUGUUUGUUUGUUUUCUAGACAAGGUUUUCUGCAUAAUAGCCCUGGCUAUUAUGGAACUUGCUCUGUAGACCAGGCUGGCCUCGAAUUCACAGAGACCCACCUGCCUCUGCCUCCUGAGUGCUGGGAUUAAAGGCGUGUGCCACCACCAUCCGGUGUACUUUCUCCUUUUAUAUUUUAGCUUGAAACCUGCGUGUAGCCACCUCAUAGGGCAAACAGUUCACUGAGCCCUGACUUGGCUGCUGAAGACUAGGAACAACCCCAGAGAGAAAGUAAAGCCUGUGGACCAUAACUCUUGAGUUUGGGUCUCCCAAUAAGCCAGAAACAGAGAGAGAAAUUGUAUUGGUUGUGAUGAUGCCUAUGUUCACAGUGGCCUUCUGUUGACUCACUCCUGGGCUUGACUGUCAGAAGUCUGUGGUGUCAGACCAGAAUUUUCUGUCAUUUUAAGGCAGCAUGUCCUAUCUUGAACAUCCUGUGGGUGAGUAAUCUUACUAUAGUUAGCUGUCCCUACUCCAGCCUAGGGAAGGAGUGUUACCUAAUGUGCUGCAUUGAAGCACUUGGACGUGCAUUUAAAUGACAUUCCUAAUGGUAAAAUGGUAUUAAAUUAAUCACUGUGAAACUUGAAUGUGUGAGGCUGUGGGAAUUUUUCAAAGCUAUCAUAAAUUUCUGCUUUUCUGUGAUUGAUUGUGUAACACAUGCGAUUUGUAUAUUUGGGGUUGUUUUUUGUUGUGUUUUGUUUUUUAAUCUGUGGCAGUCGUAUAAAUGACUGACAGCAUGACAGACAGUGACUUCGGGGUACAUGGCGAAUCAUGGUGGUCUAACUUUUCUAGAGAAAGUGCUGAUGUGUUUAUUUCUUUCUCAAAUAGAGCCAUGGGAGCUGGGUUUUCUGUCUUGUUUAUUUCCAGUGUUGUUACAGCACAAACUAAAUGUCCCUUAUCUCCAACCUGCAUGCUAGUAGUGAGCUUUGCUCUUAAGAGACAACACACCAGCUGGCUCUCGUCCCUGGCUUUUAAGCAGGGAUAUGUUCUUUUUAUAGACAUUUGACAAGCUCACAUUAUGGUGGCAGGAGUUUUGCCAUUGGGGAGCUCUCCCAGGGGCAGACUGAACAAGGUUUUGUUCAUUCAGUGAGGAAGGCUGGGUUCCCAGGAUUGAAAAUGCCACUCAGACUGAUUUUAUUUGAUAAGGGCUUGUCUCUAGGAAAACACCUUUGUGGGGAGCAGAAAGGUUCUGGGCUUCCCUUUCAGAGACUCCUUCUUAGAAAGCUGGCCUAAGUCAGUUGGGCAGUUUUUAUGGCAGUUGGAUCAUGGCCAUUGAGAGUCUAAAAAUAGAAAGAGAUGCCAGUGUCCACUUCAGCAGCUCUGAAACUGAAAUCAAAGAUGGCAUUGGCUACCUAGGGUGUGACUGAAUACCAGGGGUGUUUUCUAUCACGUUGGCUAUAAGAUCUUUUAAGCAGUUUCUUUGGGUACCAAUCAAAACAAGCAUUGAAUUUGGGUUUUUCAUAAAUAAUCCUUGAUGAAUUUUCAAUUGCAAUUUUCUUGGUAAGCACUUUUUUAAUAUCUAGAGAAGAAAACUCAUGACCUGGAGUUUGUUCAUUUUGUACUUGAGGUAACUAAGCAGGUUACAGAAGUGGCCUGUAUUAACCUGGCCAUAUCAAUGAUCUGUUAGAAUUACUGUUAUUCAUCAACAGGCUAAUGAUUAGUUCAUUUCAAAAUGUCCCAAGAAAGCAGAAUUCAGUAUUGAACUCCCAAUUCUAGUUUGAAAAGAAUUGUUUCCCCUUUCUGGGCAAAGUGGAAGCCAGUAAUGACCAGUGUAUAAGGGAGGACAUCUCAUUUCCCACCCAGCAGCGGAUUAAAUGGAUGGCAGGUGAAGGAAAGUAAGUUUCACAUUCUACGCUAAGAAUGUAUGGCAGGAGCUGUGGCUGGGGAGUUUAAUUUGGUGCUGUUCCCAGUAGGUUUUCUGUAGUCUUCCGAAGCAAGAGUAAAUUCCAUCCCUUGCCUGGCACCCAGAAACCAGCAUUGGAGUGGGUGGGGCGUGUCUGCUGUGAAGAAUGAAGAGAUAAAGAUGAAAGAGGAACGAUUUUAUGUCCUUUUUAAGUAUUUUUUAUUGUAGCUGGUCUGCAUAGGCCUUGCUGUGUUAAUAGUAAAUAAUGUAGCAUUUGUUUACUGGUUUUAUGUGUUCUGUGUAUGUACACGUUUAAUAUGUACACCUAUUCUGUGUGUAUAUAUUCACUAUGUACACCUACCUAUUCUGUCUGUAUAUAUACACGUUUAAUAUGUACACCUAUUCUGUGUGUAUAUACGAUACGGUAUCUACAUGGAGUUUAUUCUUGCUUAUCAGCCAGGUGGUAACUAACCCUCAUUAGACUGUUGCUUUGUGUGGACUUGGUGUGUCUAUGGUCCACAUCUAAAUCCAAUUCCCCACCUGGAGCCAUAAACCCCCAACAUCACCCCAACACCCUGGUCAUCUCAGGCCUUGAGAAAACCCCCUAAGUAUAUCUCUUUCCAUGUCUUUUCACCAGGGAACUUGUGAGCCAGAAAGACUGGGUCCAAGAAUGCCGCUGCUAUCCUCAGGGUUUAGGUUUCUGGGUCUGCUGGGCCCUUUUUGACUAGGAGGCAGCUUUGGGAGCAGUGCGCCUGUGGACUCCAUCGGGGAGAUACUUGCUUUUGCCAAAGCAGAGCUUUGCAGCUUGCUUAACGUUACUAGAAUGUUCCAAGUCUUGUGGUUUGAUGUAUAGUAGAGUACUCCAAGGCAUUUGAAUGUGACUUUUGCAUUAUUUGUGUUACUGUUCCCUGCUGCUGGUCCAGAUAAUCAAGACCUGUUUCAUGUCACCGGAUUCUAGAAGCCUUGACCUUUUAACUGGAUUUAUGUUCAUGUCUGCUGCUGUGAACUCCAAAAGUAAAGCAGUAGGUUUUAGUUUUCAAUUGUUUAAUUCUUCUAUUGCUAUUUAUUGUAAUAAAAAUAAAUAAUUUUUAAAUCCUUUUAA
Mesocricetus auratus (golden hamster) is the source of this 7285-nucleotide messenger RNA. RefSeq names its product selenoprotein I (gene Selenoi). Lineage: Eukaryota; Metazoa; Chordata; Mammalia; Rodentia; Cricetidae. The record is from RefSeq and is a predicted model, not a curated record. The transcript has 10 exons. Gene Ontology annotation, molecular function: ethanolaminephosphotransferase activity. Gene Ontology annotation, biological process: phosphatidylethanolamine biosynthetic process. Gene Ontology annotation, cellular component: endoplasmic reticulum membrane; Golgi apparatus.